AUGCAGGGAAUGCGCAAUCUGAAGGACGCCGAACUCGAUUUCUCGACUCACUUCAAGCACUUGAACUCGACGAAUGAAACGUCGACCAGUGCAGUCGGAGAUGACUGCGCGUCAACUCUCGUGCUCGAGGCAAGUAUUGAUAGAGUUAAAAAAGAUAUAUAUAUUGAAAGCAAACUAGAUUACGAAGUAGACUACAGCAUGGAAACAUUGAGGAGGGGCACGAGCGCCUACGCAUGCGCGCGCGGGGGGUGCAUAAAAGACGCAAAGACAUACCAUGCCCCAAUCGGGAAGGGAGAGGAGGGACGACUGCAGCAAGAGGAUGCCGUGGAUGGAAGUUUGUCUGUGGCUGUGGAGGGUAGUCGACGACUCGAGAGGCUGCAUGCAGUGUACGGGAAGGACGUCGGCGGCUGUAGAGGACGGCCGUUGUCGAGGGAGGCAUCUGUUUGGAGGGAGGAAAAGUUGUCUUUGAGGAUUGUAGUCGUCUUGAGCCAGUCGACGGAAGGGAAAAUCGGGAUUCGGAAGGGUGUUGCACGAGGGAGCCUCGAGCAGCAUUGGUGUUUGGCGGGAGAUAGUAGAGAGGCAGUAGAGAAGGCAUGCGCUGACCACGAGGAACUGGUGGUCAACCCACUGAAGCACCGUGACCUCCGCUGCCCGGUUCUCUGA
Desarmillaria tabescens is the source of this 663-nucleotide messenger RNA. RefSeq lists its product as uncharacterized. The transcript has 4 exons. Lineage: Eukaryota; Fungi; Basidiomycota; Agaricomycetes; Agaricales; Physalacriaceae. Bases 1 to 663 code for a protein of 220 amino acids. The record is from RefSeq and is a predicted model, not a curated record.